This is a messenger RNA of Capronia epimyces CBS 606.96, 1362 nucleotides long. RefSeq lists its product as uncharacterized. Gene Ontology annotation, molecular function: ammonium channel activity. The record is from RefSeq and is a predicted model, not a curated record. Lineage: Eukaryota; Fungi; Ascomycota; Eurotiomycetes; Chaetothyriales; Herpotrichiellaceae. Gene Ontology annotation, cellular component: plasma membrane. The transcript is spliced from 3 exons. The coding region runs from base 1 to 1362 and encodes 453 amino acids. Gene Ontology annotation, biological process: ammonium transmembrane transport.
AUGAUUUCGGAGGUGCAGAAGGCCUGGGAGGCCUGUGACCGUAUCGACACCGCAUUUAUCCUUGUUUGUACUGUGUUUUGCUGGACCAUCAUUCCUGCCGUGGGGCUGGGGUACUCAGGCUAUUCGACCAGGCGUAGCGGCCUUGCGUCGUUUAUGCCCUCGCUCCUCACGGUCUGCGUCUGUUCUAUCCAAUGGUUCGUCAUCGGGUAUACCUUGGCAUAUGGCGAAGGCGAUGGUGGAGUGAUUGGCAAUCUCAAAUAUGCCUUCCAUCGAGGCGUGCUCGCCGAGCCAGUCGGCACCAUUCCAGCUGUACUCUUCAGCGAAUUCCAGCUGGUCUUUCUGGCCACAGUGUGCGCUAUUGCUGUCGGGGGCACUUGUGAACGUGGUCGCAUUUUGCCUCUGAUCCCUUUCAUCUUCUUGUGGGCGACUCUAAUCUAUUGUCCGCUGGCCCAUAUGGUCUGGGGCGGCGGCUUUCUGGGAGAGAUUGGGGUGCUCGACUUCGCGGGUGGAACGCCUGUCCACAUCUGCAGCGGCGCAACGGCCUCGGCGUUGAGCUUGUACUUGUCAUAUCCCCUCGCAAGGUCACGCAAGUCAGACGUCAGGACACCAUCUCAUCUGAAACUUCAUCGGCCUCAUAAUUCCAUGUGUCAGCUGCUGGCCUUGAUUAUCAUCUGGGGUUCCUGGUUGGCCUUUGACGCUGGUACCACGCUCAGCCUGACUUUCCAGUCUGUCAUGGCUCUAAGUGUGACCAACCUGUGCGCUUCGGCCGGGGCAAUCACUUGGGCUUUGAUCACUUAUUUUGAGACCGGCCUAUGGUCCUUGGAUUCGACCUUUAUGGGAGCAAUUUCGGGGCUGGUCAUGAUCACCCCGGCCGCCGGGUUCAUUGACCUUCCAACAUCUCUACUAUUCGGGGUCAUCGGCGCUGCCAUCUGCCGUCAAGCGCUGCGAAUCAAAUUCACCGACUUCGCGCGAAAAUGGAAAUGGGUCGACAACGGCGAUACAUUCGCCACUCAUUGCGUGGGUGGCAUUGUCGGUACCCUUUGCACAGGUCUUUUCGCCCAGAAGGCUGUCGCAGCAUACGGAGGAGUGGAAGUUGACGGUGGGGUCUUCUUCGAUGGCAACAUCCGCCAACUGUGGAUUCAGAUUGUUGAAGCUCUGAUCGGCUUCACCUGGUCUUUUGUGGGAUCUUUCGCGAUCAUUGCUUUGAUUGAUUGCAUUCCAGGCCUCGAGGUUUUGGCAGAGGACAAGGACGUCAACAUGGGCAUGGAUGCCUCUCAGAUGGACGAGAGUCUGUAUGAAGCCCAAUGGGCAGGCGAGGAAGACUAUAAGCCUCUGGCAAAUGGCAGCAUCGUGUUGGAUUAG